Molecule: messenger RNA, 3320 nt
Organism: Lolium perenne
Lineage: Eukaryota; Viridiplantae; Streptophyta; Magnoliopsida; Poales; Poaceae
Product: probable sulfate transporter 3.4
Biological process (GO): sulfate transmembrane transport
Cellular component (GO): membrane
Molecular function (GO): secondary active sulfate transmembrane transporter activity
Source: RefSeq, a predicted model, not a curated record
CACUUGUGUUUGGUUGCUCUGGAUUCAAGAUGGGUUCUCAAAAUGUGCAAGGAAAUUUAGGGCAGGCAGGCAUUAUCCUUCUACAUAGGCCACCUUUUGAGGGGAGCUAGGUAGCUUGGCUAUGCAUCAAAUGCAUGAACUCCAUGAAUAUCGCUGGGAGUUCCACUCGACCUAUGGCUCCUCAUUUAUGGAAACAAGAACCAUGCGCGAUCCUUGAUCUUUGCGCCAAGCAACUCUGACGGUGGAACACACAAGAACGGUGUCCGGCCUACGUAUCGAUGACAAUGGAUGAUGGAUGCACGUUCGGCGCAACGACGAGGAUGAUGAUUUCACUACUUUUGUCGCCAUUUUGCCUUGUGCGGUUUGUUUUAUUGCUAGUUUGGUUCGCCGCGGCGGUUGAAGACGGUCUUCAGUAGAAAGGGCAUUCUAUAAACCUUUGUUGGAUUUUGAUCCUAACACCUAACACCUUAAUUUGCCAUUUACUAUUGAGUAUAUAUUCUGGUUUUAUAAUUUUAUUUAUACAUAUUCGUGAUCUUGUGACAGAUCUUCUGCCAAACUAAAAAAGUCACAUGGAGACAUGGAGUAAUGGUAAAAUGUGGAAAAGAUUUUCUUUUUGUGAAAUAUAAAAGCGGUCACAAAAUCACACUGGAGGAGGCAAGAACGGAAUAUACUCCCCGGUUAAUUAUUACUCCAACAAUCUCAGCGCCACAGCGGAGGCAAAAUCCAAAGAGACGACAAGGCCACAAGGGAAAGGAAAUCCUUCGCCCUUCUCCUCCCGCGCUCCCGUCGUCUCUCUUCCCGUCCGUCCCUAUAAAAGCCGGCCACCCUCCGACGACAACGAAUCCAUCAUCAAGCAACAAUCCUUCUUCCUCUGCUCUUGACUGCGACCGAUCUCUCCUCCUCCCCUGCGCCGGCGGUUGCAGGGAGAGGACAAAGCCACCGCGCGCGCGAGCGUAGCCAUGGUUGUCAACAACAAGGUGGACACCCUGACGUACGACGUGGAGGCGGGGCAGCCCCGGGUCUCCGGCGCGGCGGCUCCGCCACCGCAUCAGCGGAGCACGUUCGUGGUGGAGCAGCACAAGGUCUCGGCGCCGGAGCGUCGGUCCACGGCGCGGGCGCUGGGGCAGAGGCUGGCGGAGAUCUUCUUCCCCGACGACCCCCUGCACCAGUUCAAGAACCAGUCUUUCGCCCGGAAGCUCGUGCUCGCCCUGCAGUACUUCUUCCCCAUCUUCGACUGGGGCUCCCACUACAGCCUGAAACUGCUCCGCUCCGACGCCAUCGCCGGCCUCACCAUUGCCAGCCUCGCCAUCCCACAGGGAAUCAGCUACGCCAAGCUCGCCAACCUGCCUCCAAUCAUCGGCCUAUAUUCGAGCUUCGUGCCGCCGCUCAUCUACGCGCUGCUGGGGAGCUCGCGGGACCUGGCGGUGGGCCCGGUGUCGAUCGCGUCGCUGGUGAUGGGCUCCAUGCUCCGGGAGGCGGUGGCGCCGGAGCAGCAGCCCAUCCUGUACCUGCAGCUCGCCUUCAGCGCCACCUUCUUCGCGGGGCUCUUCCAGGCGUCGCUGGGCUUCCUCCGCCUCGGCUUCAUCGUCGACUUCCUGUCCAAGGCCACGCUCACCGGGUUCAUGGGCGGCGCCGCCAUCAUUGUCUCCCUGCAGCAGCUCAAGGGCCUCCUCGGCAUCGUCCACUUUACCACACACAUGGGCUUCGUCGACGUCAUGGCCUCCGUCGUCCGGCGGCACAGGGAGUGGGAGUGGCAGACCAUCGUCAUGGGCCUCGCCUUCCUCGCAAUCCUCCUCGGAACGCGGCAGAUCAGCGCUCGGAACCCGAGGCUUUUCUGGGUAUCGGCAGCUGCUCCCCUGACCUGCGUGAUCGCCUCCACCGUCAUCUCUUACUUCUGCAGGGGCAACGCCAUCAGCAUCAUCGGCGACCUUCCAAGAGGAGUGAACCCUCCAUCCAUGAACAUGCUCCACUUCAGCGGCUCCUACGUCGCCCUUUCGAUCAAGACAGGGAUCAUGACCGGCAUCCUAUCCCUCACCGAGGGGAUCGCGGUGGGUCGGACGUUCGCGUCGAUCAACAACUACCAGGUGGACGGGAACAAGGAGAUGAUGGCGAUCGGGGUGAUGAACAUGGCGGGCUCCUGCGCCUCCUGCUACGUCACCACCGGCUCCUUCUCCCGCUCCGCCGUCAACUACAGCGCCGGCUGCCGCACCGCGGUGUCCAACAUCAUCAUGGCGGCGGCAGUGCUGAUCACGCUCCUCUUCCUCAUGCCGCUCUUCCACUACACCCCCAACGUGAUCCUCUCCGCCAUCAUCAUCACCGCCGUAGCGGGGCUCAUCGACUUCCGCGGCGCCGCCAAGCUGUGGAAGGUGGACAAGCUCGACUUCAUGGCGUGCCUGGCCGCCUUCCUCGGCGUCCUCCUCGUGUCCGUCCAGGUCGGGCUCGCUGUCGCCGUCGGGAUCUCGCUCUUCAAGAUCCUGCUGCAGGUGACACGGCCCAACACCGUGGUAAAGGGGGUCGUCCCUGGCACGCAGAGCUACCGGAGUAUUGCGCAGUACCGGGAGGCAGUGCGCGUGCCGCCGUUCCUCGUCAUCGGCGUAGAGUCGGCGAUCUACUUCGCCAACUCAAUGUACCUGGUGGAGAGGAUCAUGAGAUAUCUCAGGGAGGAGGAGGAGCGCGCCGCCAAGGCCAACAUCUGCUCCGUGCGCUGCGUCGUCCUCGACAUGAGCGCUGUAUCUGCGAUUGACACGAGCGGGCUGGACGCGCUGGCGGAGCUGAAGAGGGUGCUGGACAAGAGGAACAUCGAGCUGGUGCUGGCGAACCCGGUCGGAUCAGUGACGGAGAGGAUGUACAACUCGGUGGUCGGGGAGAUGUUCGGUUCGGAUCGCCUCUUCUUCAGCGUCGCCGAGGCCAUCGCGGCGGCGCCGUACAAGGCGGUGCAGCCAUGACCCAUCCACCCUGAUAGACCGCAUGUAAGCAGAGCACAGCCGCCGCCCGACGUAGACCAGCAGAAUUAAGCGGUAGGACAAGUGGAGGCGGCUCAAGUAGAUCGAUGCAUAGAAGAAGUAAGAAGACGGGGAAGAUUAAGAAGGAAUCAAAGUUAGUUUGUUCGAGUGUUGCUGUGCUUGACUAGGGAGAGUGAUCAGGGUAAGGACGAAAUAAGGGCAGUGCCGAUCUCCGCUCUUUUCUUCUCGUCGUGGAGAAGAGACUUUUUUGAACAAAAUGUACCACUAGUCAGCAUGCAGUUGUUGUAGAACAAGAUGUAACUUGUAAGAUGCGUCAGAGGUAAUUAACUAAUGGAAGUUGAUUAAUUUCCUAGUCCA